This is a messenger RNA of Cladocopium goreaui, 908 nucleotides long. The record is from the annotation of a GenBank genome assembly. NCBI's taxonomy places the organism in Eukaryota, Dinophyceae, Suessiales, Symbiodiniaceae.
AUGUACACUAGCGGUGCCUAUGCUCCAGUUGGAGGAGUGGUUCAUGGGGUGCCUCCUCAGCUAGCAAACUCCAAGAGUGAAAGCAUGACGGGUCAAGUGUUGGCAGAUCAUGCAGUGGUGCUGGGAACUUUUUCUGAAGUGAAAAUUCCUCCACAUCCUGUGGUACCACAAAGCUGCCUUUGUAGCGCGAUGGAAUCAUCUCAUGGACGAUUUGUGUAUCGUGGAGCUCUAGUCAUUUGCGCUUUGGAGCUGUUGGCAUUGAAAGAGCCGACACAAAGCUUCAAUUUGAAGCCAUCUUCGAUACCUCCUAUCAGCGUGGUCAAUAGGCUUGACUUGAUCGGCCACCUCGUCGCUGCGCGCGUACCGCGCACUCCUGUUGCCCUCCGCGCUGCAGCCGCGGCUGGCUGGCGCCGCAGGUGGUGGUCCAUCAUCCUCAGCACAGCCGUCCAACGGGCACUCGCCACAACUGCGCUUGGCGGCCCGCUCUACCCCCAGGCUGCCGAGGACGCGCCUUCCUUGGCCGCUGUCCUAGCCCUCGCCCCACAAGAGGGCCCUAGCCGGAUGCCACUGCGUGUCGUUGGAGGCUUGCGGGUGAUUGCCUUGGAUUCCGCCGAUGUGAAGGUCGUGGGAGCCGUGACCUGGAGCGAUGUGAAGCUGGUGCCGGAUUCCAGGACAGCAUGGGCCAAAGAGACGCCCGAUGUGUCCAGGUGGGCUCUUUUCUUGAGCUGGCCACCGCACAGCCCCGAGACCAUAGGCGAGGAUUUGCUCCGCUCCUGGCCGGGACAUGUCCUCAUCUACGUUGGUGAAGGGGCCGACGAUGAAGAUAUGGGCCUUACCGGAGGCUGUAGCCUCCUGGAGUGCAUCGACUGCAAUUGGGAGGCGGUGAAGAGCUGGCAGAUUCUUCGCUG